Messenger RNA from Chara braunii, 510 nucleotides. The record is from the annotation of a GenBank genome assembly. Lineage: Eukaryota; Viridiplantae; Streptophyta; Charophyceae; Charales; Characeae.
GUCUUCCUAUUGACGAUUUUUCGAGGUCGAAGAUGGAUGCAACCGCCGCCGAGCUUGUGGAUGAGAAGAACCUGGCAGAUUCUAUUAUCAAGGGCACUUAGACAGGUGUUGCACGCAGAGUGGGGGGGAGUGAAAAAAGAUGUGGGCUGCAGUAGCAAUUCUCGCGGAUGCGUUGACUAUAAGUGGUACCUCGUUUCGUUGAGAGGGACUGAAAUGCCGAGAUUGUUGAACAGUUUAUUUUUUUUGCAGGACAGGAUUUCCUUGAUCAUUAAGUUUAGGGUAGUAGAACAUAGUUGCGGAAGCCCAAGACGAGCUUUGUGAGAUUCGAUGUUCCGUUGGCGACUUGGCGUUGCCAKAAGUUUUUUCUGCUUGUUAUUCUGUGGAUAACGUAGUUCUGAACUCCGUUGUCUCCUUGCAACUUGUCGGCGAAUGUUGUGCAUUCUUUCCACAGAAUAUUCUUUGGCAUGUUUUGUGAAGAAGAGCAUACUCACGUCUGCACUCUCUCUCUCU